AACUAGCGCCACAUUUUGGGCUCAGUACAAGUAGCUACAAAUCGAGUACAAACGAUCGAAUUAUUUCAUUUUGCGAAAAGUAAUAACCUGUUGGCUAUCGACAUACGAAUCCUUCACCUGGCAUUCCUUGAAUACAAAGUACCGGUAAACGACAACGUUGUUGCCUCCUUUUGUCUCGUCUCACAUCUCCUCUCUCCUCAUUUUCCGAUUUCUCCCAAACGGAGAGUAUUGUCCCCAUGAAUGUCUAAUAGCAACUACUAAUUAACAAUGGAUCCCCGACUGAACAAGAAGAUCGAGUCCGAGAAGGGCUCAAGUGAUAUGGUCGUGGAUUGGUUGAACGAGGCUUCGAUGACGUCCAACGACACCCUAAAAAUCACAAACCUCGCCAAACUUCAAGAGAUCCUCGUAAAAAAAGAACCCGAAUUGUUGGAUUCUUACCUGGACGAGGUACUCCAGUUUUCUAUUGACAAGAGCGCCGAUGUAAGAAAGACAGUGUGCAGCUUCGUCGAGGAAGCUGGUGACAGUAUUCCGGAAACCAUUCCUCGAUUGCUCGUGACCCUCUCAAGACUAGUCUCCGAUGAUGCUCCAGUGGUGAUAAAACGUGCCCUGCGGACCUCCGGGAAGAUUUUGCGAGCAGCCUUGAAGUGGGUCUCCAGUGCUGCUGUUAUUACCCCCGAGAUGGAGACAGCCUGGAGCCAACUGAGCGACCUGAAGAUCCAGAUAAUUAGCAUGAUAGACAGUGACAACGAUGGAAUUCGAACUCAAGCCGUUAAACUCCUUGAAGGAGUGGUUCUUCUCCAAACGUACCCUGACCCAGAUACCCCACGAAAACCAGAUGAUUUCUGCCUAGAGGAUAUUCCCCUAACCUUGAAGAUAGCACGAAGAAGAAAACUGGAGGAGGAGGCCAACCACGUGAUGGACCUUUUAAUAAAAUUUCACGGCUCUCCUCAUGUCAGCAGUUUGAACCUGAUGACAUGCAUGGGAAGUCUUGCCCUGAUCGCCAAAACACGCCCCCAAUUCAUGGCUAACGUCAUAACAGCCCUCCAACGUCUCCAGAGCGACCUACCCCCGACCUUAUCAGACUCCCAGGUGACAAGUGUUCAAAAGCACUUGAAAUUAACGCUUUUAAACUUGAUGAAGCACCCAGCAAGCAUCGAGUUUGCCCCUACAAUUGCCAAGCAACUGACCCAACUGGGAGCCAAAGAGCAGGAGAUCAUGAAAGUUUAUCCCAAAGCUGAGGACAUUCGAAGGAUGAAAAAACGUCAGCAAGAAUCGUCAGCCAACAAUACCUCAAAACGACUCAAACUAGACUCAUUAAUCCCUCCAUCUGAGGACCCAGAGCCUCCGCCAGCACCACUUCCUUCAGUGAAGCCCCCAGAAUUGAUAGAACUGUCAGAAUCCUUCAUUGCUGAGAGACUGAGUGUUGAAAUCGCCGCAGAACUGGUGAUGGAUAGCAUGGCAUGGGUCCCGGACACUAUGACUACGAUAUUCCAACGUGAAUACGUUCCGAGUGCAACGACAGACGUGACCAUUCAACGUCAGGCAAUUUCCAAGCUACUGGCUGGGCAGAUAAAACAAGCUAAAGCUAAAAAAACGAAUAAGAACCUUAAGGACGAAGACGCUGUUAUGGAGGAUCUGAUCAAGAAUCCAACGAUAACAGUGGCAGAGGCCAAACGUGAAAGAAAACGUGAGAAAGAUAGGGAAAAGGAGAAGGAAGCCAAAGCCACACUUGAAGCUGAAAAAAAUCUCGCUAAAACCAGGAAUCGAGUGAAGGUCUUGAAGUUGAAUGAGGUGACGAAACCCCUGCUCAAAGAGACCAAAGAGAAGAUGCUGUUGAUGGCAGUCAACCGAAUUCUGAAAGCUGAAAGAACUGCAGUAUUUGGAGGUGUUGCUGGAGUCAGAUCGAAAAUUCUCACGACUCUUGCUGCUACAUUUAAUCCUUACAUCAAAGAGUCUGUUCUACGUUAUAUAACUGAAGAAAUGAGAACACGAUUGGAUUUGGCACUGGGUUGGCUUUACGAGGAGUACGCCCUUCUGCAGGGCUUCCAGAGGAGAACAACCCUGGGAACAAAACCUCACGAGGCUCCUCAUCAAGCCUACAAUUUUUUGCUCUGCACCCUCAUCUCUGCGAUCGAUGGACUUCAAGGAAAGGAUCGAGACUCCCUGCUAGCCCGAUUAUACCUCGAGGCUCCUCUGAUAACAGAAGACGCUGUCGAGGCCUUGAAAAGUGUCUCUUCGGAUGAGAAAUGGGAUCUAACACCUCUUACGCUUCUCCGGGAUCUCGUUAUCUUGAGACCUACGAAGGCGCUGACAUUUCUGAAUGUUCUCUUAUGUCAUACAGGGCAUGAGAAAAAAAUCAUCAGGGAAACAGCCAUUAGUCUGGUUGUGGACCUGUACGGCAGACCUGAAUUGACGAAAUUCAUUGAGGAAUAUACAGUUCUUUAUCUAGGAUUUCUCAGAUUGCCAAAUCCACCAGAGAUUGUCUUUGGAAAGGACAGAGGAAGGGAGCAGGCAGAAGAGCACUGGUCGGAGUCAACUACCAGAGCGUGUUUAGAACUUUAUUUAGCUAUUCUUGGGAAACAUCAGGAUCUGAUACACGAGUUGGCAAAGGUUUACUCGUCGAUGGGGGCAGAUGUGAAGAGGAUUGUCCUGAGGCUGGUGGAGGGUCCAGUCAGGUUGCUGGGUAUGGCGAGUCCUCAGUUACUGAAGCUCGUGGAGCUGUGCCCCAAGGGAGCUGAGACACUUGUCACCAGGAUUAUUCAUAUUCUAACUGAAAAAGCACCACCCAGUGCUGAACUUGUUGCUAAAGUCAGAGAUUUAUACCAGACGCGAGUAUCUGACGUGAGAUUCCUCAUUCCAGUGUUGAAUGGGCUCACAAAGAAGGAGGUAAUAGCAGCACUACCGAAACUCAUUAAACUCAAUCCCAUUGUUGUGAAAGAAGUGUUUAAUCGACUUCUUGGGACUCACAACAAUGACAGUGGCAUUCCCCAUACAUCACCAUUGACUCCAGCUGAGUUGCUCACUGCUCUACACACCAUUGACUCCAGCAAAGCUGAAUUAAAGACCGUUAUCAAGGCUACCUCGUUGUGCUUCGCUGAAAAACAAGUUUACACCCAGGAAACGUUGGCUGUAGUUAUGCAACAUCUCAUGGAACUCAAUCCACUGCCAACGCUAUUGAUGAGAACAGUCAUACAGAGUUUGACGCUGUAUCCCAGACUCAGUGGAUUUGUCAUGAAUAUUUUGCAGAGAUUAAUUCUUAAACAAGUUUGGAAACAACCCAAAGUGUGGGAGGGCUUUGUUAAAUGUUGUGAACGUACUCAACCACAGAGUUUUGCUGUGAUACUGCAGUUACCGCCUCAACAACUGGGGGAGGCACUCAAUAUGGCACCGGGGUUAAAGGGACCAUUGCUGGCACAUGUGGAAGCAUUCGCUGAUAAUCAAAAGGCACAUGUUCCACAAUCGAUAAUGGACGUAAUCCAGGGAAAGCCAACAACGGAUAUGCACGAUGACUUUGAUAUUGCUCCUCCCGGAGAAUAUCCACCAGAACAAAAAAUAGAAUCCAUGGAUGCUGAUUUAUCAGAACCUGCCCCCCCAGGUUUAGAUUAGUUAAAAUGAUAAAUAACCAAUAAAAGCCGUAAAUUUCAACAA
Molecule: messenger RNA, 3648 nt
Organism: Diachasmimorpha longicaudata
Lineage: Eukaryota; Metazoa; Arthropoda; Insecta; Hymenoptera; Braconidae
Gene: Sym
Product: symplekin
Exons: 3
Coding region: 268-3606 (1112 amino acids)
Cellular component (GO): mRNA cleavage and polyadenylation specificity factor complex
Source: RefSeq, a predicted model, not a curated record